Molecule: messenger RNA, 522 nt
Organism: Schistosoma spindalis
Lineage: Eukaryota; Metazoa; Platyhelminthes; Trematoda; Strigeidida; Schistosomatidae
Source: the annotation of a GenBank genome assembly
AUGAGUAGUAUCUAUGUUACCGAACCAGCAACUCAUGGUAAAGUUAUUCUAAAGACCACAGUUGGGGAAAUAGAAAUUGAGUUAUGGUCCAAAGAAACCCCUAAAGCAUGCAGAAAUUUUGUCCAGCUGUGUAUGGAGGGCUACUAUAAUGACACAUCAUUUCAUCGGCUUGUUCGUGGUUUCAUCGUUCAAGGUGGAGAUCCGACAGGUACUGGAGAAGGUGGCGAAAGUAUAUACGGACAACCCUUUAAGACGGAAAUUCAUUCAAGACUAUCCUUCAAUCGUCGUGGUCUUGUUGGGAUGGCAUGCCUUGAAGAAAACAUGAACGGGAGUCAGUUUUUCUUCACUCUAGGGCCGGCUACAGAACUUACAGGAAAACACACAUUAUUUGGUCGUGUGGCUGGUGAAACUCUAUUCAAUAUGCUGCGGCUCGGUGAAGGAGAUCGCCACCACAUUUUUGAUCAUGAAGGUCACCUAAGAACAAACGUUUUAUUGCUCUCAAUUCCACAGCUCAUUUACUGA